AUGUCUUCCAGAUUCAGUGCCGCGCGUCCAAAGCGCGCCGGCGAGAACUACGCACGAGCGCAUCAUGCCGAGCCUAAUUCGAAGAAAGUCAAGUUCGACAUGCGGAAUCCAUCCGCGCUUGCUCCCGACGCAGAAGACGAAGACGACGAGGCUGACAAUUACCUCGAAGUCGACGCAGAAAUCAUCCGCGGGAGCGCUGCGACUAAGCGCGGAGCUGUAAACAUCGAUGGGUAUGACUCGGAUUCUGACCAGGAAGAGCUUGGCACUUUACACGCGUCGAAAUCCAAGCCAAAGAAAGAUGACGAGGAUAUGGAUGACAUGUUUGCGGCUGAAGAGGAUGAUACCGAAAAGAUCGAAGGCCAGGAAGCAGAAUCAAAAUCUGGUGGACACGUGCGCCUAGAUGGGGAAUCAUCUGAUGAUGAUGACGAAGAGGCAAUAGAGCUCGCGAUACAAGAAGAAGGCCUCGAUGAGGAAAUCGGUGCCGGCGGGCUCAAGAAACAUGCCCCCAAAGUCGAGGCUUUCAACUUGAAAGCCGAGAACGAGGAAGGUCGAUUCGACGAGGCCGGGAAUUUCGUGCGCAAGGCUGUAGAUCCCGACGCUGUACAUGACCGCUGGCUAGAAGGCGUCAGCAAGAAGGACAUGAAGAAAGCCGCCGAAGCCCACGAAAAGCGCGAGGCGGGAGCAGCGACAAAAGCGCAAGGAAGAAGACGCCGCAUUAACAUCAGAUCUUCUCAAACAAAAACCAAGAAAGUCCCCAAGUGGAAGCAGAAGAAACAGAAGCCGGAUGCCAUGGAGGUGGACGCCGAAAAGGCACCGGAAGACCCCGAGCAGACCCGUAUCAAAGAAGCCAUCAACACGAUCACCGAAGCAUCAGAUAGGUUACUCGGGAGAGACCGACCGGAUAUCUACGACAGGGAGCGAGAGCGCUUAAUCCGCGAAUACACGCGCGAAGCAGACGAGCCCUGGGUCGAGCCGCAAAAAGAGUCCAAAGCAGCGCCUAUAACCAGGAUGUGGGAGUUCCGCUGGAUCGACGGCAGAGACAACGCCGAUAAACAGGGCCCCUUCGACGGGCCCACGAUGAAAGCCUGGCAGGACGCAGGUUAUUUCGGAGAAGGCGUUGAGUUCAGGGAGGCCGGCGAGGAAGGUUGGACUCGCCUAGCUGACUUUGUAUGA
Messenger RNA from Daldinia childiae, 1173 nucleotides. Its product is annotated as LIN1-like protein. Gene Ontology annotation, molecular function: protein binding. The transcript is spliced from 3 exons. The record is from RefSeq and is a predicted model, not a curated record. Bases 1 to 1173 code for a protein of 390 amino acids. Lineage: Eukaryota; Fungi; Ascomycota; Sordariomycetes; Xylariales; Hypoxylaceae. Gene Ontology annotation, cellular component: U5 snRNP.